Molecule: messenger RNA, 4082 nt
Organism: Dama dama (fallow deer)
Lineage: Eukaryota; Metazoa; Chordata; Mammalia; Artiodactyla; Cervidae
Exons: 20
Coding region: 125-3832 (1235 amino acids)
Source: RefSeq, a predicted model, not a curated record
GGAUUUUAAGCUGAGCACUUGCUUGAAAGGCAAGGAUGUUGUGAUAAAUGCUGUUGUAGAGAGAGCUAAGAAUAUCUGAGAUCAAAGGUAACUCAUUCUGAGAGAAAGAAAUCAAGGCAACACUAUGGAGUCUGUCUCUCAUUCAGAAACCUACAGGAUGAGUUCUUCCAACAGAGAGAUAUUGAGGAAACAUCAGAUCACGCAUCCUCCAAGAGUUCCACAUGCGGCCCUUGAUACAAAGAGGAAAACAGCAGCCAGGCCCUUCUCUGGGCUGUGGAAAGUCUCUGAUCCAACUCUGUUACAAAUGACCUUGGUCGCUGGUCUGUUGGCUUCUGUUCUUGGAGAUUGUGGUCCUCCACCUGAUUUACAGUUUGCUUCUCCAAAUAACAAGUUGAAUAACAAAGACUUCAAAACUGGAACUACACUGAAGUACACCUGCCUGCCUGGUUAUAGCAGAAUCGGUUCCAGUUCAGUUACUUGUAAUGAUAGAGGCUCAUGGGACUAUCGUGUUUUUUGUGCUAAGAAGCAAUGCAGAAACCUAGGAGACUUACCCAAUGGGAAAGUGGAAGUUAAGACAGAUUUUCUUUUUGGUUCAACUAUAGAAUUCAGCUGCUCAGAGGGGUAUAUCUUAGUUGGCUCAGCUACUAGUCAUUGUGAGAUCCAAGAUAAAGGAGUUGACUGGAGUGACCCGCUCCCUCAGUGUAUAAUUGCCAAGUGUGAGCCUCCUCCAGCCAUCAGCAAUGGAAGGCACAAUGGUGGAGAUGAAGACUUCUACACAUAUGGUUCUUCUGUCACCUACAGCUGUGACCCUGACUUCUCAAUGUUAGGCAAAGCCUCCAUUUCUUGCACAGUGGAAAAUAAAACAAUAGGUGUCUGGUAUCCAAGCCCUCCUACUUGUAAAAAUAUAGUUUGUCACCCACCACGAGUUCGAAAUGGAAACAUUCUCUCUGGAUUUGGACCCAUCUAUCACUACAAAGACUCUAUUCUGUUCAGCUGCAAGAAAGGCUAUAUCCUCAAUGGCAGCAGUUUAAUCCGUUGUGAUGCUAAUAACAAGUGGCAUCCUUCUCCUCCCACUUGUGAACUCAAUAGUUGUAUUGGAUUACCAGACAUUCCCCAUGCUGUCUGGGACGGAAGAGACAACAAGCUAAGCAAUCAAGAAGUAUUUGAAGUUGGGACUGAGUUGAAAUAUCAAUGCAAGUUUGGCUACAGACCUAUUCCCGAUGAGCCUCUGACUUUGACUUGUCAGGAAAAUUUCACGUGGACACCAUCCAAAGGGUGUGAAUAUAUUGUCUGUCAUCCACCUCAAGUUCCAAAUGGAAUCAUUCUCUCUGGAGUUGGACCCAUCUAUCACUACAAAGACUCUAUUCUGUUCAGCUGCAAGAAAGGCUAUAUCCUCAAUGGUGACAGUCCAAUCCAUUGUGGUGCUAAUGACAAGUGGCAUCCUUCUCCUCCCACUUGUGAACUCAAUAGUUGUAUUGGAUUACCAGACAUUCCCCAUGCUGUCUGGGAUGGAAGAGACAACAAGCUAAGCAAUCAAGAAGUAUUUGAAGUUGGGACUGAGUUGAAAUAUCAAUGCAAGUUUGGCUACAGACCUAUUCCCGAUGAGCCUCUGACUUUGACUUGUCAGGAAAAUUUCACGUGGACACCAUCCAAAGGGUGUGAAUAUAUUGUCUGUGAUCCACCUCAAGUUCCAAAUGGAAUCAUUCUCUCUGGAGUUGGACCCACCUAUAACUAUGAAGACUCUGUUCUGUUCAGCUGCGAGAAAGGCUAUAUCCUCAAUGGCAGCAAUUUAAUCCAUUGUGGUGCUAAUGACAAGUGGCAUCCUUCUCCUCCCACUUGUGAACUCAUUACGUGUGUGAAACCAGAAGUAGAAAAUGGAAAGCUGUCCGUGGAUAAGGAAAAGUAUGUUGCAUCUGAGAAUGUCACAGUCCAGUGUAACCCUGGGUUUAGUUUGGUCGGUCCCCAGAUUAUCACUUGCUCAGAGAAUACAACCUGGCACCCAACUGUGCCCACAUGUCACUGGGUAAAUUGCACAAUUGUGUGUCCCUCGGGAGACCUCCGGGCCCUGGAGCUAGAGCUGAUCCCAGUCACAUGCAAAGCCUUCAGGGCCCUGGUUAUAGAAACUCCCACUCUCCCAGAGGAAGCCGAGAAGAAUAAGGGCCCAAAACCAGUUUUGCAGGAAUCUUCGUACCGGAACCUGAUUGACUUGGAGACGGAAAUUAGGCCCCCACCUUAUGCCCCUCCUCCGUUGCAGGUUCCCCCGAGGGGAAGAGCCCCCCCCCCCUCCGCCAUGAAUCAGAAGGGACAAGGGAACCCCGACCUCGGAGAAGGAAUAGAGGAAAUAGGGCUCCUGCCAACUCCUCCAACCUUCUUCCAGCCUCUUGGCUGGAGCCUUGCCUCCCCUGGUUUCAGCGAACGGUGUGGACAGUGUGAACAGCAAGAUAACUGGCACCGUGAACAGGAUGAAGAGCAAUACAAUUGGCAUGGUCUGCAGGAUACCCAGCGGAUAGAGGAGCCUGAUGCUCCUCAGAAGAAGAGUUGGCAGGAUACACAGUGGGUGGGGGAGCCUGAAGUUCCACUGAAAGGAGGAAGCCAGUGGCCACCAUAUAGUCUGUGGUACUUUGUGACGGUGAUCCUCCUGGCUUCGGCUCCGGUGGAAGACUGGGAAGCAGUGGACGGGUUACAGGCACUACAGGCGUUACAGGCGGAGAGUUCCUGUUUGCUGAAUAAGGUGUCUUGGACUGCUGCUGACACCGUGGGGUGGAUUUUCCUGACUAUCCUGAAGGCGAAUAUGGAUCACGCCGUAGGCGAUGCUGCACCGGUGCUCAAUGUGCAGAGAGGCUUGGAAGAACUAGAGCAAUGCACAUUGGCGUUACAGCAAGAACCUUGUGGUCCUAAAGAGCCCAGCAUCUCUGACUGCGAGGUGGGGUCCCACCUGGGUGACGCGGUUGUGCAUGUGGGUGGAUUUGUGCAAGAGUGUACUGUAAAGGCUGUGUCCUCAGAUUUAGAAGAGUGUAAUCAUGCGGCUCUAUUGGAUUGCUCCCCUCAAGUCUUGUCCAGUACUUGGUCUCCUCAAUUCCGCUUCUUCCCUUUAGUAACUCAGAGCAGUGGACUUCCCCAGCCUGAGUUCCUUGAGUCAGGCACCAACUUACCACCGACUUCGAGCUUUCACUUCAGCCUGACUCAGGGUCUGAGAACAUUGAGUCUCAGGGCUGUGUUUCUGAGAUUCUUUACGAUGUCCCCCAGGCUGCAGAGAAUUUUCCCCGUGCUGCGCCUCCUUGGGGUCCUGUCUCUACUGCACUGCCCGCCUGGCCUGUGUGAUUGCGAAUCCCCUCCUGGCAUUGCCCAUGGACAAAGUAACAUAGUCUCUAAAUACUUUCAAUUUGAACGUGAAGGUGAAUAUGAAUGUGAUGAAGGGUACACCCUGGUUGGAGCGAACAGACUCUCCUGCACUUAUUCAGGCUGGUCACCUGCAACCCCUCAGUGUAAAGCACUGUGUCUGAAACCAAUGAUAGAAUAUGGAAGGUUAUCUGUGGAGAAGGUUAGAUAUGUUGAACCUGAAAGAAUUACUAUCCAGUGUGAGUCUGGCUAUCGUUUGGUUGGUUCAGAAAAUAUCACUUGCUCAGAGGACAGAACCUGGUCCCCAGUGGCACCCAAGUGUGAGUGGGAGUAUCCUGAAGGCUGUGAGCAAGUAAUCGCAGGCAAGAAACUCUUGCAGUGCCUCUCAAGUCCAGAGGAGGUGAAAUUGGCCCUGGAAGCGUACAAGCUGUCCCUGGAGAUUGCACUCCUGGAGCUUCAGAUAGAUAAGCCAAAGGAUGCCUCUGAGUGGUAAUCACUGUAAUGUUUCUCAAGAGAGAGAGGAAAACGUUUCUUGCUGUCUUCAUUCCAAUACAGAUCACCUCAGUUAAUCACAUUUAUCAUCUCUUUUACACCACCAAUUGUGGUAAUAAUUAUCUAGAAAGGAUAAUUUGUUAAUAUUUAGUGCUUUGAGAUUGUGGAGUUAUUGAUGAUUUUCUGACUCAUGUUUUUGCUUUUCUGGACACAGAGUACACAUUUUUUAAGUAAAAAAUUAGCAUAUCCAA